Messenger RNA from Drosophila ananassae, 1615 nucleotides. Its product is annotated as trypsin-1. Lineage: Eukaryota; Metazoa; Arthropoda; Insecta; Diptera; Drosophilidae. The transcript is spliced from 5 exons. Bases 247 to 1479 code for a protein of 410 amino acids. The record is from RefSeq and is a predicted model, not a curated record. Gene Ontology annotation, molecular function: serine-type endopeptidase activity. Gene Ontology annotation, biological process: proteolysis.
UUUUGUCUGGCCAGUGAGCUCGACGCGAGUUUUAUUUUAUUUGCCAGGAAAACCCGAAAGUGUCAACGCAUCGAACGAGUUCCCAUCAAAAAAAGAAGAGUUCCCAAGGUAAACUGUAAGCUAAUCCGACCUGAGCUUGGGCUCUCCAUAUAGGAGAACUAUAUAAUUUCGAGCAAAACUGAUUCAACUGGAAGCGGAAGCGGCACGCGAUAAAAGUUCGCAGUUUAUUCGCAAAACUCCCGCAAAAUGAAGUCUUUUUGGGGAGCUCUACUACUGUUCUUGGGACUAUAUCUUCAGGAGGUCUUGGGAAAAACUCUAAACACCGAUUAUAUAGAUCUACUGGACUUGAGCGACAACGAUGAGUUCCAAUGGGGCGAGUCCGAGAACUUCCAUUACGGACUAGAUAACCACACUGAGGAAAACAAUGUUGUGAGUUUUCUGUCCCGACAUCGACUUAAUAAGCGACAGGCUCCCACCACCCAGUUACUGGAGAACAAAGACUAUGGUCCUUGCAACACUCCCCUGGGAGAGACAGGACGAUGUCGUCACAUUAUUUAUUGCCGCAUACCGGAGCUGAAAAACGAUGUGUGGCGUUUGGUGUCUCAGCUCUGCAUCAUUGAGAAGAGCUCCAUUGGCAUUUGCUGCACGGAGCAGGCCACCAGCAACCGCUUCAGUCCGCAGAUAGUAACUAAUGAGGAGAAAGAUGAGCCCAGAAUCGUAAAUCGACCGGAGCAGCGGGGCUGUGGAAUCACCACCAGGCAGUUCCCGCGGCUCACGGGCGGACGGCCAGCCGAGCCGGACGAGUGGCCCUGGAUGGCAGCUCUGCUCCGUGAGGGAUUAUCCUUCGUUUGGUGCGGUGGAGUUCUCAUCACCGAUCGUCAUGUCCUGACGGCAGCCCACUGCAUUCACGGUGUGAAGAAGGAAGACGUCUUUGUGCGAUUGGGGGAGUACAAUACCCACAUGCUGAACGAGACGAGGGCCAGAGACUUCCGGAUUGCCAACAUGGUCAGCCACAUCGACUUCAAUCCGCAGAACUAUGACAACGACAUAGCCAUUGUGCGGAUCGACAGACCCACACUGUUCAACACCUACAUUUGGCCGGUUUGCAUGCCGCCAGUGAACGAGGAUUGGACCGGAAGAAACGCCAUUGUCACAGGUUGGGGCACCCAAAAGUUCGGAGGACCGCAUUCGAACAUACUUAUGGAGGUCACCCUGCCGGUGUGGAAGCAGUCCGAGUGUCGAGCCACCCUGGUGGAGCAUGUCCCGGACACAGCCAUGUGCGCUGGACUCCCCGAGGGUGGCCUGGACUCCUGCCAGGGCGACAGCGGUGGUCCAUUGCUGGUCCAGUUGCCCAACCAGCGCUGGGUCACCAUCGGCAUUGUGUCCUGGGGCAUUGGCUGUGGCGAGCGUGGUCGUCCGGGGAUCUACACCCGGGUAGAUCGCUACCUGGACUGGAUCCUGGCCAACGCGGACGCAUAGGAUUCAAACAGUGUCUCUUUACAGUUCGUCAGUACAUUCAAUUUACUUGGCAUUAGCUUUAACAAAUGCUAUGGUCUAAGUAUACUAAUUAACCUGAUAACGAUCGAUGUCAAUAAAAUCGAUGAACAAACCCGAA